AUGUUGCUUAGAAGCCUUUGUUUUCUGCUGCGCUGCUUGCUAUCCUCGAAGCAUGGUGCUGUUGAGGUCUUGCCGGCUCUGCUCACAGUAGCCUUCUUGAGCGGCAGUCGCCCUGCUGCUGUCCCGAGGUCGUGGCUCCGCACCCUCCUGGUCCUCCCUUUGCCGGCCGAGGCGCAGGUCUCUGCGGGCUUGAGGAGCCUUGCCCGGAGCUCUCGGCCAAAGCCAGAGACGGGGGUCCAGCUCAGCAGCCUCGGUGUGAUGGAAGGCCAAGCAGAUGAGAGUGGCUUGCACCUGGUGGCUGCAGAGGUGUUGGGCUCCAACAAUCAAAGGAUCACCGUGAGCUUCAGCACCUCUUGGCCAGUGACAUCGGACCGCAGUGCUUCCAGCAAAAGCUUAGAAGUCCGAUCCAAAGGUGCCACCAUCUUCCUCCAGGUGAUUCGAGGCUUGGCCCUCACAAGUGAGAACCUCGUCGAAGAAGUGCUGAGCAGCAAAGGCAAAUUCGGUGCUUACGGCCUUCCGGACGCGGUGGAGGUGGUGAAAGACAACAUCCAAGAUGACAGGAGGCAGAUGACGAUCCAGUUCACCUCCUACUCUCCAAGGGGUGUGGGUUUCUCAUACCGGGCCAUGCUCCAAGCCAUCCCAGUGAAUGGCGACAUUUUCGUACUGGUGGGAUCAGCCCUGGAAGAGAAAUGGCCCGAAGACCAGAUACGCCGGACCUUAAGUUCCUUUCGCGUGGAUGCGUCCAAAGCAGCUGAGACUUAG
Durusdinium trenchii is the source of this 762-nucleotide messenger RNA. The record is from the annotation of a GenBank genome assembly. NCBI's taxonomy places the organism in Eukaryota, Dinophyceae, Suessiales, Symbiodiniaceae.